This is a messenger RNA of Ipomoea nil (Japanese morning glory), 964 nucleotides long. Its product is annotated as probable 1-deoxy-D-xylulose-5-phosphate synthase, chloroplastic. Gene Ontology annotation, biological process: chlorophyll biosynthetic process; terpenoid biosynthetic process. The coding region runs from base 138 to 728 and encodes 196 amino acids. Lineage: Eukaryota; Viridiplantae; Streptophyta; Magnoliopsida; Solanales; Convolvulaceae. The transcript has 4 exons. Gene Ontology annotation, cellular component: chloroplast. The record is from RefSeq and is a predicted model, not a curated record. Gene Ontology annotation, molecular function: 1-deoxy-D-xylulose-5-phosphate synthase activity.
GGUUGUUAGGUAUUUGUGUUCAUCUCGUUAUAAAUACCUCAGGGUUCGUUAGGCAUUCUCCAGUGAGCCUUGAAUCUGCACUACCUCACCUCUGCAAUUCACACACAUACUAGAUACUACACUACUGAAAAAAAGAAAUGGCUCUUCCUACAUUUGCAUUCACUGGCACUUCCAAUUCCGCUUAUCCCCAAAACCAUGCUGCAGCUUUCUGCUCUUACUGGCUCCAUGGAACAGAUUUGCAGUUUCACCUCCAUUUUAAACCCACCCAGGUGAAGAAGAGAUCAAGUGGGAUUCAGGCAGUAGUGACAGAGAAAGGGAUGUAUUACUCACAGAGGCCACCAACUCCACUUUUGGACACCAUUAACUAUCCAAUUCACAUGAAAAAUCUGUCGGUGAAGGAACUGGAGCAACUUGCUGAUGAGAUAAGGUCUGAUACGAUAUUUAAUGUUUCAAAGACGGGGGGUCAUCUUGGCUCCAACCUGGGUGUUGUGGAGCUCACAGUAGCACUUCAUUAUGUGUUCAACACACCGCAGGAUAAGAUUCUGUGGGAUGUGGGUCAUCAGUCCUACCCUCAUAAAAUUUUGACGGGUAGAAGGGGGAAGAUGUCGACACUGAGACAGACAAAUGGGCUUUCUGGAUUUACCAAGCGUUCAGAGAGCGACCAUGAUUGCUUUGGUACCGGCCACAGUUCAACCACUAUCUCAGCUGGAUUAGGUAAUUUUUUAUGACAAAUUAUUGUACGUAAUGCGGUCCGAAACAAUAUCGUUUUGAUGUUUAAAAAAAAUAUUUCUUGUUUCUCGCUUGUUAGAAUAAUGAAUAUUCUGAGAUAAGAUAAUGCAUUUUGAAUUAGAAUAAUGUAUUUUAUGUGUUAGAAUAGUGUAUUUUAUUUGUGCUAUAAUAGUGAAGAUAAUGUAUUUUAUGAGUUAGAAUAAUGUCACUUUAUAUAUGUGUUAAAAUAGUGAAA